CUUUGGUUUUGCUUUUUUUUUCUUUGCCUUUCCUCGAUACUGUUCUGUUCCUAUGAGUAGUAAGUGUUAAACUUUGCCUCCUUUGGUAUUUUAUCUAGGUUUUUUAAUAUAUGUUUACACAGAUGAUCACUAAAAAAGCUAUAGUGCUUUUGUGGAUGUCCACUCUCCUCUGCCUUUCAAGAGCUGUGACAUUUUCAGUGCUGGUUCCUAAUUCAGUGUCAGCUCUAUCAGGAUCUUCAGUCAUCCUGCCUUGUGGACUUUCUCCCUCCUAUAAUGCUAAAACGUUUGAAUUUCGCUGGUACAGAAAUAAAGACUACAACAAACCCAUACUGCUGUACCAGAACCUCAAAGUCCAGGAGAACGCUGGAGAUCCUCAGUACAGAGGCAGAGUGUAUCUGAUUGGAGAACUGGAGAAAGGGAACGUCUCUCUGAAACUGGAGAACCUGACACUGGCAGAUAAUGGGGAAUAUAUGUGCAAUGUUGAGAGCCCACAGUGGUAUGACAGAGCCAAUGUAUCCUUAGUAGUGAAAA
Molecule: messenger RNA, 531 nt
Organism: Colossoma macropomum (tambaqui)
Lineage: Eukaryota; Metazoa; Chordata; Actinopteri; Characiformes; Serrasalmidae
Product: myelin-oligodendrocyte glycoprotein-like
Exons: 3
Source: RefSeq, a predicted model, not a curated record